AUGAGCGCCCACUCCUCUCGAGGGAAGGCCUUCGGGCUCUUCGUCGUGGUUUCAGCUGCUCUUGUUCUAUCCGGCGCCGUUUUACUCAUGUGCACGGGGCUCCGCCACCCAGAGAAGUGGCGCUCGGUGGCGGGGAACAUUUGCUCGCCCAAGUUGGGCCAAGUUCGGCUAGAGCUCACCGUCGAGCCCGGUGAGCCUGAUACGUGGUUCAGCUGUGGCGCGAACCCACCCGCGGUGCUUCAGCCGUCGCAGCAAGGCAUGGUGUUCGAAGGCACCUCUUGCCAAACGACGAGAAGCUUGUCAAGUGUUUCCGCUGGAGCAAAACUGCAUACAAAAGUUGACGGCGGGCAAACGUGGUACAGGCUCGACAUCCCUUCAAAGGAAAGAAAGAACCGAGUUCUUUGCUAUACUUGUAAACAGGCACUUCCUCAUGAACCAAAAAACAGAGGAGAUGGAGCCCUUCAGAUCGGGGAGCCUGUCUUCGGUCGCACGUGUACAGUGCGCAUCACGCUCGAAGCGAGCACGAACCGCCAGCUGCAGUAUAAAGCGGAGGAAGACCACGAACGGACAGCGAAGAACGAACGAACUGACUUCCAAAGUGCGCACCACGAUCCAGAGGACACCCCGUUGACUACAGUCGCCUCCCGAGCACAACCUCGUCGUGGGGAAAACCAAGAGGAAGGGCAAGGAGAGGCUGCUGCCAAGAGGAAUGAACAAACUGGCGAGGAGGCUGCUCCUCAGAGGAAUGAACAAACUGGCGAGGAGGCUGCUCCCCAGAGGAAUGAACAAACUGGCGAGGAGGCUGCUACAAAGAGGAAUGAACAAACUGGCGAGGAGGCUGCUACAAAGAGGAAUGAACAAACUGGCGAGGAGGCUGCUCCCCAGAGGAAUGACCAAACUGGCGAGGAGGCUGCUCCCCAGAGGAAUGACCAAACUGGCGAGGAGGCUGCUACAAAGAGGAAUGGACAAACUGGCGAAAAGGCGGCAUCGAACGAUGAUCUGAAAGUUACAGUUUGUUCCCAGGGAACUGUACCGGUGACUGUCGCUCAAGGCGCCCCUCUAGCGUUUCAGUGCGCAGCUGGGAUGCUUCUGGAACCGAAGGGGGGGCAAGAGGCCUUCGACGGAGACUGUAACAACCACGCCCCCCUCACGAGCUUCGUCGAUGCUUCAUUGGAGACACAAUCACUGACGACACAGAAUGACGCGCAGACCACGUACAAGCUCAGAGUGACUAACAGCCCGGUCACCCCUGUGUCCAUCUGUUACAAAUGCGUCUACCGCGUCGACGCCGCAGAAUAUGUGAGCGAGCAGUGCCACCUCAAAAUUUCUGUAAUCCCAACAGCGCAUGCCGAUGCCCCGGCUAGAGGCAUGACGUUAGUAUCUAUAGGUCUGCUUGGGUUGAUCUGGCUCAGUUCUAUGUAA
Messenger RNA from Besnoitia besnoiti, 1422 nucleotides. RefSeq lists its product as uncharacterized. The coding region runs from base 1 to 1422 and encodes 473 amino acids. The record is from RefSeq and is a predicted model, not a curated record. The transcript has a single exon. NCBI's taxonomy places the organism in Eukaryota, Apicomplexa, Conoidasida, Eucoccidiorida, Sarcocystidae.